Telopea speciosissima is the source of this 726-nucleotide messenger RNA. Its product is annotated as anthocyanidin 3-O-glucosyltransferase 5-like. Gene Ontology annotation, molecular function: UDP-glycosyltransferase activity. NCBI's taxonomy places the organism in Eukaryota, Viridiplantae, Streptophyta, Magnoliopsida, Proteales, Proteaceae. The record is from RefSeq and is a predicted model, not a curated record. The transcript has a single exon. Bases 1 to 726 code for a protein of 241 amino acids.
AUGUGGGAGGAUUUAGAGCCAACAACACUCGGAGCCCUCCGAGAGGAUCCAAACCUACGUCGGAUCUUGCCCCUGCCUGUUUAUCCGGUGGGCCCAAUAGUGAGAUCAUUGGGCCCACCUUGUGACCAAUUACGUGUAGAGUGUGUGGCAUGGCUGGAUGAACAACCCGUGGAAUCGGUGAUUUACAUAUCGUUGGGGAGCGGUGGAACGCUGUCGGAGGAGCAACUCACUGAGUUGGCUUUAGGGUUGGAGCUGAGUGGGAAACGAUUUCUUUGGGUGGUGCGUCCACCGGUAGGGAAGGUUGGGGCUUUCUUCACCGCAUUGGGUGGAGGCCCAGACGGAAAUGAUGAGGUGUCAAGGUAUCUGCCGGACGGGUUCUUGACUCGGACCAGAGAGGUAGGGUUGGUGGUCCACAAGUGGGCCCUGCAGGUGGAGGUGUUGAGCCAUCCAUCGAUUGGAGGGUUCUUAUCACACUGUGGGUGGAAUUCAACGCUGGAAAGCAUACUCAACGGAGUGCCAAUGAUCGCGUGGCCGCUGUACGCAGAGCAGAUGAUGAAUGCGGCGAUGCUGGAGGAGGAAGUAGAGUGUGUAAGUAAGAACGAAGGAGUUGCCAACAAAGAGAGUGAUGGGAAGGGAAGAGAUAGAGAAGCUGGUGAGAUUGGUGAUGGUAAAGGAAGUGGAAGGGGAAGCACUGAGGAGAAAAAUGAAGGGAGUGAAGGAGAGUAG